AUGACAAUAGAUGAGGAGUACGCCCGCUACCAGGCGGCUCCGAAAUUCAAUCAAUACGGCGAAGAGCUCUAUUGUAUAUGUCGCAAACCUGAUAAAGGACAGCUCAUGAUCUGUUGUGACGGGUGCGAGAACUGGUUCCACUUUCGGUGUCUCCACCUCAAGAACGAAUGGCAGCUGCUAGUCCACAAGUUCUAUUGUCAAUUUUGUGAGCAUAGAGGGGUCGGAGUGAGCAAAUGGAAACGUAAGUGCCGGCUCAGUUGGUGCUUCAACCCCGUGGUUGACUCAAAGUACUGCUCCAAAGAACAUGGGCUCAUUUACAUACGUGAAGCCUUGGAGCAGCUGGCAGAUAUCAAGAAAAUCGUGAAUCUGGUAGAGUCGUACGAGCACUUGACUAAGCUUGGCCAAAACUUACCUGAACCUCCUGCAGUUAUCGCAUACCACCAAGGUGACUUAUCUCAGCUUCCCCCUGACCUCGCUGAUGAACUCUCAAAUAUAUCAAAACAAAUCACAAAACUUACGUCCGAGCAGGAAUCAAUAAAGGCAGAGGUGCUGCAGUACAAUCGCAUCAAAGACGCGAUCAAGCUGUACAACGAAGCACACAAAGUGAAAGGGAAGAAAAGCGAUAUCUGUGGUUACAACCGCGACGAAACAGAGAUUGUUGAUGAGGAAGGACAACUCAAGGUCGAUUCAGUUUGUCUUAAUGAUCGCAGGCGAUGCAUUCACAAUGGCUGGCUUGGCCUUUUGUUCGAUGAAGCUUACGUGCUGCUGGAGCGUAAGGCUGAAACUAAAAGGAAACUAGAGAACGAAGUGACCCAAAAGCUCCAGCAGUAUCUGGUAAGCAUAUACGAGAAUGAGGGAGUCAUACCCGAAACCACUAAGAAGGAAUCAAAUGGUGAUAUCGUGAUGGCCGAUGCCAACACUGAAGUUGAAGGUAAAGCCGACGGUAAAGCUGAAGAUAUCAAAUCAAAUAAUACAGGGGCUGAGCCUGAAAAGCCAGUGGAGUCUCAACCAAGUGAUAACAAUGACUCUGCGCCUAUGGAUAUUGAUGAUAAGCCUGAGGAUAAAGAGGAUCAGGCUACUAAUGGAGAGACGAUUGCUAACCAACUGCCACAAACUAAUACCGAGUUGAAGUCCGAAGCAUCUCCAGAGGAUGAGAGAUCGGACGGAGCCACGCAGAAACCGUCGAUCGCUAAUCUACUCAGUUGA
Messenger RNA from Diutina rugosa, 1206 nucleotides. RefSeq names its product Spp1p (gene SPP1). Gene Ontology annotation, cellular component: Set1C/COMPASS complex. The coding region runs from base 1 to 1206 and encodes 401 amino acids. Lineage: Eukaryota; Fungi; Ascomycota; Pichiomycetes; Serinales; Debaryomycetaceae. Gene Ontology annotation, biological process: positive regulation of DNA-templated transcription. The record is from RefSeq and is a predicted model, not a curated record. The transcript has a single exon.